This is a messenger RNA of Branchiostoma floridae (Florida lancelet), 5948 nucleotides long. RefSeq lists its product as uncharacterized. Lineage: Eukaryota; Metazoa; Chordata; Leptocardii; Amphioxiformes; Branchiostomatidae. Bases 21 to 5948 code for a protein of 1975 amino acids. Gene Ontology annotation, cellular component: cytoplasm. Gene Ontology annotation, molecular function: protein binding. The record is from RefSeq and is a predicted model, not a curated record. Gene Ontology annotation, biological process: signal transduction; proteolysis; apoptotic process. The transcript has 22 exons.
CACCGCUCCACUGGGCUGUCAUGAAAGGUCGCACAGAAACUGCACAAGUUUUACUCACAGCCGGGGCAGAUCCUAACGCACGGGACGAAAAUGGCAACACGCCUCUCCAUGCGGCGGCUAAUGGGGACAAUCUUCUGUGUGUAUUAGAGCUUCUGAAGGCUGGAGCUGACAGCAGCAUCAGGAACAAUGGCGGAGAAACGGCAGAAAGAGUGUCUGGCCAGGCGUCUCAACUGUUUGUGUCUAAGGUUUUCCAGCAAUACAAAGACAUCACCCCUCACAUCCCCUUACUCACAGAAAGAGUGGGGUUGAGAUGGAGGGACCUGGCCGGCCGGCUGGGCUUCUCUACAGACGACAUAGAUGGGAUUGUCGCUGGGGUCCGUAACCAUGACGACCAGUCCUGCUGCACGGCCAUGUUGGGACAGUGGCAGCAGCGGAGGGAAGGCGAGGGGAUCUUGAAACUGCAGGUCAUGGAGGGAAUUCUGUCUGACAUGGGUCUGGAAGACAUAGUUCAUGUAAUUCAUGAACGACAAGAUCGUCUUGUUGCGGGGCUAGAAGCAUUGGUGAAGACGCAAGAAUUCAUAACCGACAACAUGGAUAAAGACACUAUAGUCAGGUUCACGGAAAUGAGAGGGCGCUCAGUCAAACAGGCAUCGUCUUCAGAACUACUGAUGAAUGAUUUGGUAGAAUACAUCAAAACACCAGAAGACUAUGGCUACCUGUUACAGUUACUGGAAGAAAGUGGGCAACACUACCUUUCGAAGGAAAUUAAAACCUUUGAACCGAAGACAAGUCACAAGGAGCCUAAAGUAGUACCACUCAAGAGACGUCCACAUCACAGAGCAACGGUUGAAGCUGAUGAAUCCACAGCUAAAGAAACCAGCACAGUUAUUAUCGUCGCACCUUCAAGCACAAUGGAGCAGAGUGGGUCCUCUAACAGCGCACAGAUCGUGAGUUCGAAGCAAAGAGUCAAAUUAAUGUUCGUUGGACAAACUGGGUCUGGCAAGACAAGUCUCUGCUUGACAAUGAUUGGUGGAGAGGCCCACACAGAAGACGUGCUAGACAGAACAAUAGGGGUGGACAUCAGGUCGUACAUCGAUCAAAUACACGGUGUAGAGUACAAAAUCUAUGACUUUGGUGGCCAUGACGUGUACCACUACACACACCGUUUCUUCCUGACACACCUGGGGCUGUACCUGCUGUGUGUUGACCUGCCAGGCUACAGGUCAGGGGAGUUCCAGGAGCGGGUAGGCAAGUGGAUGACUUCCAUCGCUUCGCACGUGACAAAACCAUCCCUGAUUGUUGUGGGGACAAAAAGUGAUGAAGGUGACGCCAUGGAGAACAUUGCACUGUUGGAGAGGGAUAUCAAGUCCGCCGAGACAGCAGUCAGACAGGCGCUGGAGAAGGAGAUCGGCAGAUGCCAGGAAACUCUUGACAGCCGAGAGCAAGGUCUAGGUCUUCGUGGGAAAGAUGAUCACUUUGUCGGCUUGUCACGCGAAGAAGUACUGGACAAGCAAACGUCGCUUCAGAAGCUAUUGGAUGGCCGCCCUGAAAACCUAGUUGACGUCCACAUAGUACCAGUGAGCAGUAAGAGGAAUGAAGGAAUAGAUGUACUCAGGGCCAAGAUGACGGAGAUUGUGCAAGAGCGCAUCGGUGUGUCCAGCAGUCGACAGCUGCCACAGUCUUGGUCUGACUUUGAUAACCUCAUCAAACAGGAGACAUCCAAACCUUACCUGGACCUCAACGAGUGCAAACGACGAGGAAAUGAUGUUGGGAUGGACAUCACUGAUGUGCUGAAUGCUCUGGAGUAUCUUCAUGUAACGGGGGAGAUCCUCUUCUACAGGCACAUCCGGGGUAUGGAGGACAAGGUGUUCCAGGACCCCAGCAUAAUUCUAAAGCUUUUUAAGCAACUGUUUCGACAUGACAUGGCUCAGCAUCUACAGAAGGCAGAAAAGCUAAUGCCCACGGACAGACAGCUGUUUCUGGAGGAAGGUGUUGUAAGUGAAGAGUUCGUUGAUGCUGUUCUACCAAAGGAGGCAGAAUCCUUCCAGCUUCUCCUGCCACUGAUGAAACAUUUCGGCCUCUGCUUCAACAGAACUGUCACCAUGAUGGCUAAUCUUCCCAUUGCCAAUGAAGACGACAUAGCUGCACAUUGGUCUGACACUGUUCAAGAAGGUACAAAGGAGGUCAAGUUAACAAUGAAGUCACUCGAUGUCAACAGUGGGCACCCGGUUGGGUUAGGAGAGUCUCUGGCCUGUCGUACGGUACUGAUGAGUGAGGAAGGACGGCGCCUUGUGAAGAGGAAUGCUGUUAUAAACAAAAUGGGAAAGAUGGAUGUGAUGUACCGCCGUUUAAUUAACGAGGAAGAGAAGCGAACACAACAAGUGCGAACCUCCGACAAGAUAGUGGACGAGAUCUACCUUCGCGCUGACAACAAGGAAGCCUGGCGUGGGAUGAAGGAGUUGGUGAAGAAGAUCAAGCCUUGUCUAGAAGAAUAUCAAGCAAGACUGAGUGAAGAUCGCGUAACUGUAACAGGAGACAAGAAGGUAGAGUCUAUCCCCCUGGAGGCCCUACAUAAGCACACGGGGGAGGACUUGGACAGGAUUUUCCUUGGAGAAUGGGCAGAGUCUGCUCGGCAGCCAGGUGUAUCUGAUUCUGACAAGAUGAACAAAUACAUGAUAGACAAUAGUCUGUAUGACUUGAGUUCCAAAGUCGGACAAAGCUGGCGGCGUCUAGCCACUGACCUCGGCCUGACAAGGAUGGAGAUUGACCAGAUUGAGGAAAACCGCGGACUGACCAGCAACACCCAGCGGGCAUUCCAGGUACUAAAGCAGUGGAGGAAGAAGUCAGCACACGGACCUCUGCACUACCUCCCUCAGCUGAUGGGGGCCCUGAAGAACAUGGAGGAACCCAGUCUGGCUGGAGAUGUAACUGCUAUUCUACAGGAAUAUCGUCACAACUUGCCCCAGGUGACUGUCAAUCCUGAGGAGCACAUGGAUAUUCAAGGGGUGUUCAAAUGGUCGCUGCCCCACGAGGGGAGGUUCUACUGUCAGAAGUCAGAUCUCCACGUCAUCACCCCCUACCCUCUGUACGUGACUAGUGUGAGCUGGUCUGCAGAACCGUGGAGGUACAGGUCAGACUGGGUACCUGUGGGGCCGCUGGUCCACUUCCAGUUCCGCUCUGACGAUGCCACAGAGCCAGUGGAGAUUGACUUCCAUCACAUUGUCGAACUCGCAGAUAAUGAUAUGAUGGUGGCAUGCUGGAAUGAUGAUGAUGAGCACGAACUCCUCCCAGUGGAACAAGUCAAGCCCGGACAUGUCACCGCUCUCCUGAGGAAAGACGCCCGGGUUGGUCCUGUGGGCAGCAGAAGUGCGGUCUGCGCAGCUCUUAACAUAGGUGUGUACAUGUUUGCAUUUGACACUCAUGAACGAUAUGGACCUCCACACGACCUGAAGGCUCUAGAAGAGAAACUGGCCACCAUGGAACAGCCUGAUCUAUCCAAGGCUGUGCGCAGAAUGUUCAUGGACCAUAUUUCGUCAAUGGACGAGAUGGACGUGCAGCCUGAUGUGGCCACUGAUCAGGAAGGGAACACAAAGUUUUGUGUAAAACUUCCGUGCAAAGGAAAGUACAUCUGCAAAGACACAGACAUCGGGAUCGUCACAUCCUGUCCCAUGACGAUGACGUAUCAGACAGAACCCCAGCCUGACCAAUGGGAACACCAGGAGGACUGGAUGCCUGUCGGCCCCGUGUUUAACAUCCAGUCUGACGUUCCAGAGGACGGACCUGUGGAACUUCUGCUGCCGCACAUCCUGGAUCUGUCAGACUACAACAUAACGGAUAUCCCUGAAGAAGAGGCCAAAGUUGUUCAUAUUGCAGACAAGAAGGAAGAGUUGCUACCAUGUGUGAUAACACCUACACACUCCAUCUUCCGUCGUUGCAAGGGAACAUGGGUGUUCAGUGCAGUAAAAAGAGCACUUGGGUUGGAAGCCCCAAGAAAGGGCCUCUUCGCCAUGUUUAAAUCGUCCUGGGCAAGCUACGGUGUAGAUGUGAAGGCCUUCAUUGUCUCAAACACUAAAGGCAUGAUAAAAACUUUACAAGACGACUUAGGAGACCUGUGCGAGGAAGGAAAAACGUUCUCCUUGCUGUCCAGCAAAGCCUGCACAGUGAUGCCUGAGCAAACGUACUGUUUGCACGCAACAGUGGAGAACGGUAAUAUGGUGGCACAUGAUCCAGAGCCACCAGAUGGCAUCCCGUAUGAGGACACACUGGGCGAUGGUACCUACCCACAGAUGUUCGAAAUCAUCAUCCAGAGUAGCAGCGAUGGAACUGCUGCUGUGAAACUGGACGCGCGUCUUCGUCCUGGGGGCCAAAACGGUCACGAUAUCUGCAAGACGACCAAGUUCAUAGAGCUACCGGGCACCAUCCAACCGUCGAUCACCAGCCAACCGCCUGAUACUUCAAACCAAGGAGCUACAGCAGCAGCUUUACCCACUUCAACUCUGAACACGCUUCCGACUGAACCGCCGAGCACCAGCCAACCAGCUGGUUCUUCAAACCAAGGACCUUCUGAACCAGAUUCGACUUCCUCAGCACUGGCCACGCGUCCGACUGAACCAUCGAGCACCAGCCGACCGCCUGAUCUUUCUAUUCAUGGAGCUGCAGCAGCUGACUUGACUGCCUUAGUACUGGAUACGCCUCCGACUGGGCUCAUGAAACCCCGAGUGUUGCUGAUCAAUGACGAGUAUGGUACGAAAAGAGGCGGAAUCUCAACCAUCAACUACCAAAUGGCGCAGGAUCUGACCCAAGCCGGAGCAGACGUCUCUUGUACAGUUCUUCGUGCGUCCGAAAGAGACAUGGCAAGCGCAGCGAACGACCAUGUCACGCUGAUUAAACCCUUCCAACGCGCAGACGAUACAAGAGAACCGUCAUUAGACUGGCUGGUAUUUGAUCACCGAAUCCGGUAUCCAGACCUCCCUGGCGGUGUAGGCUGUAUCGUUGGUCAUGCCGACAUCACAGACAAGGCAGCACGGAGCAUCAAAGACGACCGGUACCCCCAGGCAGACCUGGUCACCAUCAACCACGUCUUACCAGAAGACACGGAGCGUUACAAGGGAGGCCGAAAGCCAAUGAAAGCCUGGGAGAAGGAAAUUGACAUACUGAAGACGUCCGACGGUGCGGCGGCUGUCUUUUCAGUGGGUAAACGGACAUACAGCCACUAUUCAACCAUGUACAAAGGAGACAAGAAACCCAGAAAUCACUACAUGUACCUCCCAAGGCCAUCCACCAUAUUCGCGGACGCCACAGUGGACCCUGGUGGUGACGGACAGAAGGUCGUCCUGUCCAUCGGCAGAGUAAGGGGCGUAGAGACGCUGAAAGGUCAUACCCUCGCAGCAGGGUCAUUGGGAGAAGUAGCAGAGAGGAUCAACGUGGCAUGGCGCGUGUGCGGCAGCAGCGAUGAUGUCGAUGACUAUGAGACGAGCAGGAGAAUCCUGGAAGAAAGCCUGAAGAGCAGUAAGCUGGCGCCCACCUUACUGCCUUACAGGACGCAAGAGGAGAUCAUGGACGACAUGAAGAUGGCCCACCUGGUCCUGAUGCCGUCCCGCUCCGAGCCGUUCGGACUGGUCGGGCUGGAGGCCAUCGCAGCCGGAAUCCCCGUCCUCAUCUCUGACCAGUCGGGACUGGCAGACCUGAUCAAGGACCUGAUCGACAAGAAGAAGUGCCACGCAGACCGCAGGCACAGGAUCGUGGAGACCAGCGUGAACGAGUCCGACCAUGACGCAGACGUGAAGAGGUGGGCCGACAAAAUCCUGGACACCCUGGAAAACAUUCAGUCAGAAUUUCAGCACGCAGCCGAGUUCAAGCGGGAGCUGAUGGAGUCCAGGUACUGGGAGGAUUCCCGCAGAACCUUCCUACAGGCCUGCCGCAUCACGGGUGGAUCUGCACAGCAGUAA